CAAUAACCCUACAGUAUUGGCAUGCUGGGCUUUUCUGUUGACCUGUCCGAAGGUCAGUUUUGGGGCCGCUGCUAAUAAGUCUGUGCAGACGAGACAGUAGAGUUUAAUAUGGACAUCGGAUCAGUGAAUUAUCUUCCUUACGAGGACUUUGUGGAUGUUUUUGGUAACGUGGUGGAGAAAUGUCCACUCAUAACGGCCGCAGUAUGGUCCCGCCGUCCCUUCUCGAGCCUUGCUGACCUGGAGGCCAGUAUAAACGACUUCAUCGAUGCCCUCUCCGAAUCAGGUAAAGAGGGAAUCCUCAGAGUUCACCCCGACCUCACGGGUAGAGACCUCCAGAGUGGGACUCUGACCCGGGAGUCGCGAGAGGAACAGGUCCAGGCCGGUUUGGACACACUGACCACGGCCGAGGUCUCUCGCAUGGCCCGGCUGAAUACGGAAUACAAGGAUCACUUCGGUUUCCCCUUCGUGAUCUGCGCGCGGAUGAACAACAAAGCGACCAUCCUGCGGCAGCUCGAGGAGCGGCUCCGGAACGAGCGCACCAUAGAGAGGGCGUGCGCCAUCGAUGAAGUGAAGAAGAUCUGUCACCUCCGUCUGCAGGGGCUCGUGGUACCGGAGACGUCCAACAAGCUCUAACUGACUGACGGGAUGACAUACAGUUUCGUGUGGUCUACCUGCUGAGUUGUAUGUGUUUGAACAGCGCAUCAUAACGGCUGCGUCAUUGUUGUGCGUAAAGGAGUAACUGUGCCUAAAUGUGCUUAAUUGUACCAAGUGCCAAAAUUGAGCAAAAGUUAUUAAAUAACUGCAGAUGUUUCAUUGAUUUUAUUCUGAUUUCAAAUAUUAACUUUAAUUUGAUAAGUCUCAGAUGAUAGCUUAAUAAAGAUUUCAAAGUAUA
Molecule: messenger RNA, 892 nt
Organism: Salmo salar (Atlantic salmon)
Lineage: Eukaryota; Metazoa; Chordata; Actinopteri; Salmoniformes; Salmonidae
Gene: urad
Product: ureidoimidazoline (2-oxo-4-hydroxy-4-carboxy-5-) decarboxylase
Biological process (GO): urate catabolic process; allantoin metabolic process
Cellular component (GO): peroxisome
Molecular function (GO): 2-oxo-4-hydroxy-4-carboxy-5-ureidoimidazoline decarboxylase activity
Source: RefSeq, a predicted model, not a curated record